AUGAGACUUCUCAUCCUGGCCUUCCUCGGGAUCUGCUGUCUCGCUGCAUACACUGUGGAAGGUGUGGGGACUGAAGUCCUAGACAAGAACAUCUGUGUGAGUCUGACUACCAAGCAACUGCCAAUUAAAAAAAUCAAGACCUACACCAUCAGGGAGGGCCCCAUGAAAGCAGUGAUAUUUAUUACCAGACGUGGCCUUAAAGUCUGUGCUGAUCCACAAGUUGAAUGGGUGAAGAAAGCAGUCCGAACAAUAAAGUCCACCGGGAGAAAUGUGAGCCAGACCAAGCCUACAGGAGCCCAGCAAUCCAGCAGUACAGCUGUGACCCUGAGUGGGUAG
Globicephala melas (long-finned pilot whale) is the source of this 336-nucleotide messenger RNA. Its product is annotated as lymphotactin-like. Gene Ontology annotation, biological process: eosinophil chemotaxis; positive regulation of T cell chemotaxis; immune response. Gene Ontology annotation, cellular component: extracellular region. Lineage: Eukaryota; Metazoa; Chordata; Mammalia; Artiodactyla; Delphinidae. Gene Ontology annotation, molecular function: chemokine activity. The record is from RefSeq and is a predicted model, not a curated record.